This is a messenger RNA of Adineta ricciae, 1170 nucleotides long. The record is from the annotation of a GenBank genome assembly. NCBI's taxonomy places the organism in Eukaryota, Metazoa, Rotifera, Eurotatoria, Adinetida, Adinetidae.
AUGUAUCGAUUUGUUCUUGUGUUACUCUGUAUUGAAAUUCUUCAAUGUCAAAGUCAGCUAAAUAAACAAAAAAGUUUUACAUUGAUGCCAGUGGAACUUCGCGGUUUGUGGUGUAUAAGUGAACGGAAUCAGAACUAUUCUCGACAAAUUGGUCAAGCAUUUAUGUACAACAAUGAAACAUUCACGCUGAAUUUACUGGAUGAUAUCAAAGACACUUGGAUCAAUAGUCUUGUCGCAAUCAACAAGACAGAUAACCAAGGCACUUUUCAAGCGUUCACUGAUACUUCCAAAGGUCCUUCGAUUUUUGUCAACAAAAUAUCUUGUUUCUGGCGACGAACGAUUCCCAACGGUGAUAUUCUAUGGGGUCGACAAUCGAAUGGUACUUGUACGUCGGCGUUUGAACUGGACGACUCUCCGACGUCGGUACGUUAUACACGAAAUGAAAUGAAUUGUUUAUAUGUCGAUGAUGAAAAUCCCAAUGAAGUACUUUCGAAUAGUUCACUGGAACGCGAACUGCUUGCAUUUGAUCGUUCGUUAUCAGAUGCCAAACGACAAUCGAUUGUUUUCUAUGGAAGUUCGUCGAUUCGUUUUUGGUCAACGUUGACCGAUGAUUUUGCUCAUACGAAAACAAAUCUUAUCAAUCGAGGCUUCGGCGGGUCGACAUUAAAACAAUGCCUCCAACAAUUCAAACGAGUUAUUCUGCCUUUGGAACCACGCAUAUUGAUUGUCUAUGCUGGUGAAAAUGACAUUGCUAUCGGUGAGACGCCUGCAAAUAUCCAUGUGAUGUUCCGUCAAUUGAUUUCCGUAAUCCGUCGAUUUUAUCCAACAUUACCGGUAGCUUACAUUUCGGUGAAACCAAGUCCAAGUAAAUUGGAUAAAUUCUCACAAAUAAACCUAACAAAUCAUCUUAUCCGAGAAGAUAUUCGUAACAUGUACAAUGUUCAUUACAUCGAUGUCUUCAGUGAAAUGCUAACAGACGAUGGUAAACCUCGAAAGGAAUUAUUUCUGCAGGAUGAUUUACAUAUGAACGAACAAGGUUAUGCCAUAUGGACACGAGUAGUGGAUAAUUAUUUGACGACGAAUGGUUUGAUCUCCCAAGGUGUGAAUCAUACUAACAUCUUAUAUUUAGUAAUUGUCGUCGAGUUUCUGCUAGCAGCUUUCUUUUUUUGA